Conger conger (European conger) is the source of this 4286-nucleotide messenger RNA. It is a transcript of the gene slc25a19, whose product is annotated as solute carrier family 25 member 19. NCBI's taxonomy places the organism in Eukaryota, Metazoa, Chordata, Actinopteri, Anguilliformes, Congridae. Gene Ontology annotation, biological process: thiamine pyrophosphate transmembrane transport. The coding region runs from base 180 to 1124 and encodes 314 amino acids. Gene Ontology annotation, molecular function: thiamine transmembrane transporter activity. The record is from RefSeq and is a predicted model, not a curated record. Gene Ontology annotation, cellular component: mitochondrial inner membrane. The transcript has 7 exons.
GCCGCCAAGGACUUCAAUUUCCUUAAGGUUGCUGUCGCGUGUUAUUUGACUGAACUGCUCAGUGAAAUUAGGUAAAAUGUUUUUAAUUUUAUGAACGCACUCCUCACUUGUGCUUUUACAGUUUUAUGUUGUUCAAACUGCACUACUUAAAGAUCUGAGACUUCUUCUGGGGUGUGGUGAUGGUUGGCUUCGACCCGGCAGCGAAAGCGCUGAGCCCCGAGGAGGCUGCGUUGGCUGGGUCCGCGUCGGGCCUGGUAACGCGAGCUAUGAUCAGUCCCAUGGACGUUAUCAAAAUCCGAUUCCAGCUGCAGAUCGAGCAGCUGUCCUCCCGCAGCCCGACGGGGAAGUACUGGGGCGUGGUGCAGGCGGCCCGCCGCAUGCUCUGGGAGGAGAGCGUCACGGUGUUCUGGAAGGGCCACGUCCCCGCCCAGCUGCUGUCUGUGUGCUGGGGCGCCGUCCAGUUUGCCACGUUCCAGUUCCUGACGGAGAUGGUGCACACGCGCACGGCGUACAGCAGCCAGAAGCCCGGCGUGCACUUUGUGUGUGGAGGCUUCGCUGCCUGCUCCGCCACCGCCGUCUGCCAGCCCCUCGACACGCUGCGCACACGCUUCGCUGCGCAAGGAGAGCCCCGGGUUUAUCAGUCCCUGAGACAUGCGGUGUCCACCAUGUACCGCACAGAGGGGCCCCGGGGCUUCUACAAGGGCCUGGCCCCCACGCUCAUCGCUGUGUUCCCCUACGCUGGCCUGCAGUUCUUCUUCUACAACGUCUUCAAGAGCCUCCCGCUGCUGAAGCCCAACGAGCCUGGAAACCUCCAUAACCUGCUGUGUGGCAGCUGUGCUGGCGUGCUCAGUAAGACGCUCACCUACCCCUUCGACCUGUUCAAAAAGAGGCUGCAGGUGGGGGGGUUCGAGAAGGCCCGGGAGAGCUUCGGACAGGUGCGGACCUACAACAGCUUCUCGGACUGCGUGGUGCGGAUCGCGAGAGAGGAGGGCCUGCAGGGCUUCUUCAAGGGCCUGUCCCCGAGCAUGCUGAAGGCCGCCUUGGCGACCGGCUUCACCUUCUUCUGGUACGAGCUGUUCUGCAGCGCCCUCUGCAGGCUGAAGGAGGCGCGGCGCUCCGAGUGACCGGGGAGCCGGGUGCCCAGGGGGGCGGAGCUACUGCACGACCAGACCGCGUGUGGCACGACCACACACACAGGACCGCACAUACUGGACCGCACAUACUGGACCGCACAUACUGGACCGCACACACGGGACCGCACACACGGGACCGCACACACGGGACCGCACACACGGGACCGCACACGGCAGGACCGCACACACUGGACCGCACACACUGGACCGCACACAUGGGACCGCACACAUGGGACCGCACACGGCAGGACCGCACACACUGGACCGCGCACACGGGGCCGCACAUACAGGACCGCACAUACAGGACCGCAGACACGGGACCGCACAUACAGGACCACACACACACACGGGAUCACAACGUCUCACGGACUCGGGUCGCGUUUUUUGCCGAGGAGGGGGGAUUCCGUCUCCCGAGGGAAAAUCUUGCCGUCCUCUCGCUGGCUCUCAGGAAGCUGUGCCUGCAUCGCUGUAGCCUCUGUGAUGGAGAGAUCUGUGUGCUUGUAGCUCUGUAGGCUGACACUUUCCAAGUUAUUACGUUACAUUAUUGGCAUUUGGCAGACGCUCUUAUCCAGAGCGACGUACAGUUGAUUAGACUAAGCAGGAGACAAUCCUCCCCUGGAGCAAUGCAGGGUUAAGUGCCUUGCUCAAGGGCCCAACGGCUGUGCGGAUCUUAUUGUGGCUACACCGGGAUUAGAACCACCGACCUUACGGGUCCCAGUCAUUUACCUUAACCACUACACUACACGCCGCCCCUCCUCAUGUGUGUGUAGAGUGAUUUCAGAGAACUUUACCAAUUCACUAUUUUUACCUUAGGCAGAGUGGUCCCGACAUGUCAUGUAAAUCAGAGCCUUUCAAACUCGGCGUUGCAGCUCAAAUAUGAAUCAAGAUUCAGCCACUGCAUUGCUUAUUUCUCGCCUCGAAUGUUUUCAGAAACAUAUUUCCGUGGAUAGGUCAGGAGGCAAAAGACAAAAGCUUAUCAAAGGUCCGCCGUAUUAUUAUUUUUUGGCAAAGACAAAGCCCAAUCGGGUAUCAGUCGUCCCUUGUUUAUAUUAAUCCCAUUGGCCAGCUGUCUGUUGGAACCCACCAUCUGUACUGUAUGAUAACGGACAUCUUUAUUUCGGUCUGAAGUUAAGUGCAUUUGUUGAAUUCGAUGUGGCACAGCCCUACGAGCCCAUUGAUCGAAAAAAAUAGAAAUCUAUGAUAAAAAUAUGAAAAAGCAUGAGGCCCAUUGUUUCUGGAAUCUGGUUCUCCACCCACCCUUCACCUGGGAGGCAGGUGUGAAGACAUUCUGGCCAAUCAGUAGCACUAGUUACCCGGGAGAAAAGAAAACCAGGGCUGGAUUUGGAUUCAAGGGCCGUGAUUUGAAGAUUCCUGCAGUAUUUAAUGCCCCCGGAUAAGAUUUACUGCCUGCAUGACAGACACAUUUCUGACCAGGGAGGUUGUGCUCGGAUGAAGACCAGCCUUGUCGAAACUUCGUCUUCAGCUGGGCCAGUGUUAUGCUCUGUGCUGUGUACGCUUUUAUUUUAUUUUAUUUAUCUUUUCUUUUUUUGCGUUUGCCUCAGGCCCCGCUGAAUUUCGGUUGGGUGUACCAUAUUUUAAUGCUGUAUUUGGCAUGAACAUUGUGCUUCUGCUGCUGUAGUAGUGUUCUUAUGGGAGUGAACAUGCUCACUUCAGAGACAGUGUUGUACUGUAUGGUUAUGAAUCAUUUACUAAGUUUAGGAAAAGGUGGAUUUUGUUAUCAGCUUGUUUUUAAAAUGAGGUGGUGGUUUGAGAGGGUUGGUGUGGGAUGGGUUCCUUAUUAUUUCAUGACAUUUACAACCUGUGGGAAAUAAUGUUUAGGAAAAAUGUAUUUUAGGUAGACCUGUACACCAGCUUGUUAAUGCAAAUAUUUAAUCAGCCAAUCAUGUGGCAGCAACUAAAUGCAUAAAAGCAUUGAGGUUCAGCUGUUUUUCAGACCUAAUGUCAGGAUGAGGAAGAAAUGUCAUCCAAGUGACUUUGACCGUGGAGUGAUUGUUGGUGCCAGAUAAGGUGGUUUCAGUAUCUCAGAAAACUGCUGAUCUUCUGGGAUUUUCACGCACAAGAGUUUGCAAAGAGUGGUGCAAAAAGCAUCCAGUGAGCAGCAGUUCUGCACGCACAAAAACACGUUUUUUGAGAGAGGUCAGUGGAGAAGGGCCAGACGGGUCAAAGCUGACAGGAAGGCGACUGUAGCACAAAUAACCACACAUUACAGCAGUGGUGUGUAGUGGAGCAUCUCUAAACACAGAACAAACCUCUAAGUGGAUAGGCUACCACAAGUCUAAUAAAAUACACUGUGAGCACUUUAUUAGGUAUGUUAAUGAGCAAUGGCUUCAUAAGAGAACAGACCAUCAGUUGAUGUAUGAAUUAACAAUGAAUGGGUACUGCCUGACAUAAGGCUACCCUCACUUUGGAAAUCUGUGAUGUUUCACAGGAAAUGAACGUAUUGAAUUUGUUGUCAACCAAAGACCAACACUUUCUUUAUUGGUUCUCAUCUCACUUUGGUGUGGAGUGAUCGUCAAUGUUUGGUCUUUAGUCAGAACACUCAUGCUUUUUUUAAAUGUAUCCAUUUCAUUUUAUUACUAUUUAUUUAAGGGCAAAGCACUUCUCAGGGACCACAUAUGUUACAUGUGCCUUGUAGACGACCGCUUUUACAUGUUAUACGAUAACGUAUUUAGUAGGUACUGGAACGGAUUAGCAUUGGUUAUCAUAGGAGAUCCCGACCGUGGGAGAUGUUGGCAAAGCUUAGCCACGCUGUAUAUGGUAUGCAGUGUACAGGUUGCAGUUUAAUGUGUAAUGUCAAAUAUGCAAUUGACAUAUUGGUCAUGCUUCGCUAUUAAAUAUAAUUUUUCUUUAAAAAGCAUGACCUCAGUCUUUGGUUCAUAAGUACCUCAGUCAUAAACAGUCAGUUGGGAAGCUGCAGUGUGGUUGACAGAACACCAUCUAGGACAGUCCAUUAAUGACUACAAUACAAUAUUUUGUUUUAAAAUAUUGUAAUGUCAUCCGUCUGCAUUACUGGUUUGUGCCUUGUAUUUAACAGCACCAUGUGAACCGUGGGCAGAGUGUAAUGUCUGUAAGGUCAAAAAGUGUCAAAUGUUAUUUUUUUUAUGAAAAUACAUUUCUUUUGAAGUACAAUAA